Messenger RNA from Loxodonta africana (African savanna elephant), 8107 nucleotides. It is a transcript of the gene SCN9A, whose product is annotated as sodium voltage-gated channel alpha subunit 9. Gene Ontology annotation, cellular component: plasma membrane; axon; voltage-gated sodium channel complex. Gene Ontology annotation, biological process: membrane depolarization during action potential; neuronal action potential; sodium ion transmembrane transport. Lineage: Eukaryota; Metazoa; Chordata; Mammalia; Proboscidea; Elephantidae. The transcript is spliced from 26 exons. Gene Ontology annotation, molecular function: voltage-gated sodium channel activity; protein binding. The record is from RefSeq and is a predicted model, not a curated record. The coding region runs from base 42 to 5999 and encodes 1985 amino acids.
AUAAGGAACUGAAGGGGAAAUAAAAUAUACAGGAUGAAAAGAUGGCAAUGUUGCCACCCCCCGGACCACAGAGCUUUGUCCACUUCACAGAGCAGUCUCUUGCUCUCAUUGAACAACGCAUUGCUGAAGGAAAAACAAAGGACCCCAAAGAAGAAAAGAAGGACGAUGAGGAUGAAGGCCCAAAGCCAAGCAGUGACUUGGAAGCUGGCAAACCACUGCCCUUCAUCUAUGGAGACAUUCCUCCAGGGAUGGUGUCGGAGCCCCUGGAGGACCUGGACCCGUUCUAUGCAGACAAAAAAACUUUCAUAGUAUUGAACAAAGGAAAAACAAUCUUCCGUUUCAAUGCCACACCUGCUUUGUACAUUUUAUCUCCAUUCAGUCCUCUAAGAAGAAUAUCUAUUAAGAUUUUAGUACACUCCUUAUUCAGCAUGCUUAUCAUGUGCACUAUUCUGACAAACUGCAUAUUUAUGACCCUGAGUAACCCUCCUGAUUGGACCAAGAAUGUAGAGUACACUUUUACUGGAAUAUAUACUUUUGAAUCACUUGUAAAAAUCCUUGCAAGAGGCUUCUGUGUGGGAGAAUUCACCUUCCUUCGUGACCCGUGGAACUGGCUCGAUUUUGUUGUCAUUGUUUUUGCAUAUGUGACAGAGUUUGUGGACCUGGGCAAUGUCUCAGCGUUGAGAACAUUCAGAGUUCUCCGAGCAUUGAAAACAAUUUCAGUCAUUCCAGGCUUGAAGACCAUUGUGGGGGCCCUGAUCCAGUCAGUGAAGAAGCUCUCAGAUGUCAUGAUCCUGACUGUGUUCUGUCUGAGUGUGUUUGCGCUAAUUGGGCUGCAGCUGUUCAUGGGCAACCUGAGGAAUAAAUGUUUUCGAAAUCUACUAGAAAAUAAUGAAACAUAUGAAAGCAUAUUGAACACCUUGGAGACUGAAGAAGACUAUAGAAAAUAUUUUUAUUACUUGGAAGGAUCCAAAGAUGCUCUCCUUUGUGGUUUCAGUGGAGAUUCAGGUCAGUGUCCAGAAGGGUACGUCUGUAUGAAAGGUGGCAGAAACCCCGAUUAUGGCUACACAAGCUUUGACACUUUCAGUUGGGCCUUCUUAGCCUUAUUUCGGUUAAUGACCCAAGAUUACUGGGAAAACCUUUACCAACAGACACUGCGUGCUGCUGGGAAAACCUACAUGAUCUUCUUUGUUGUGGUGAUUUUCCUGGGCUCCUUUUAUCUCAUAAACUUGAUCCUGGCUGUGGUUGCCAUGGCCUAUGAAGAACAGAACCAAGCAAACAUUGAAGAAGCUAGGCAGAAAGAGUUAGAAUUUCAACAGAUGUUAGAACGACUUAAAAAAGAGCAAGAAGAAGCUGAGGCAGUAGCAGCGGCAGCAGCUGAAUAUACAAGUAUCGGGAGGAGCAGAAUCAUGGGCCUCUCAGAGAGCUCUUCUGAAACGUCCAAACUGAGCUCUAAGAGUGCUAAAGAAAGAAGAAACAGGAGAAAGAAAAAGAAUCAAAAGAAGCUGUCCAGAGGGGAAGAAAAGAGAGAUGAUGAAAAAUUGUCCAAAUCUGAAUCCGAAGAAAGCAUCAGGAGAAAAAGUGUCCACCUUGGUGUUGAAGGACCUAGGCGAGCACGUGAAAACAGAUUAUCUACCCCCAAUCAGUCACCACUCAGCAUUCGUGGCUCCUUGUUUUUUCCAAGACGCAGCAGCAGAACAAGUCUUUUUAGUUUCAAGGGUCGAGGAAAAGAUAUAGGAUCUGAGACUGACUUUGCCGACGACGAGCACAGCAUUUUUGGAGACAAUGAAAGCCGAAGGGGCUCGCUGUUCGUGCCCCACAGACCAAGGGAGCGGCGCAGCAGUAACAUCAGUCAAACCAGUAGGUCCCCGUCAAUACUGCGGGUGAACGGGAAGAUGCACAGCGCCGUGGACUGCAAUGGUGUGGUCUCCCUGGUUGAUGGACCUUCAGCCCUCAUGCUUCCCAAUGGACAGCUUCUGCCAGAGGUGAUAAUAGAUAAGGCAACGUCUGAUGAGAGCGGUACAACCAAUCAAAUACGUAAGAAAAGACGAUCCAGUUCUUAUCUCCUUUCUGAGGAUAUGCUGAAUGACCCUAAUCUCAGACAAAGAGCAAUGAGUAGAGCGAGCAUAUUGACGAACACUGUGGAAGAACUUGAAGAGUCUAGACAAAAAUGCCCACCUUGGUGGUACAGAUUUGCACACACUUUCUUGAUCUGGAAUUGUUCUCCAUAUUGGAUAAAAUUUAAGAAGUUGAUCUAUUUUAUCGUAAUGGAUCCUUUUGUAGACCUUGCUAUAACCAUUUGCAUAGUUUUGAACACGUUAUUUAUGGCUAUGGAGCAUCACCCCAUGACUAAUGAAUUCAAAAACAUGCUCACUGUGGGAAAUUUGGUCUUUACUGGGAUCUUUGCAGCUGAAAUGGUUUUAAAACUAAUUGCCAUGGACCCAUAUGAAUAUUUCCAAGUAGGCUGGAAUAUUUUUGACAGCCUUAUUGUGACUUUAAGCUUAGUGGAGCUUUUCUUAGCAGAUGUGGAAGGAUUGUCAGUUCUGCGAUCAUUCAGAUUGCUCCGGGUUUUCAAGUUGGCAAAAUCCUGGCCAACAUUGAACAUGCUGAUAAAGAUCAUUGGUAACUCAGUGGGGGCCCUGGGUAACCUCACCUUGGUGUUGGCCAUCAUCGUCUUCAUUUUUGCCGUGGUCGGCAUGCAGCUCUUUGGUAAGAGCUACAAAGAAUGUGUCUGCAAGAUCUCCAGUGACUGUACGCUCCCACGCUGGCACAUGAAUGACUUCUUCCACUCCUUCCUGAUUGUGUUCCGUGUGCUGUGUGGGGAGUGGAUAGAGACCAUGUGGGACUGUAUGGAGGUCGCUGGCCAAACCAUGUGCCUCAUUGUUUACAUGAUGGUGAUGGUGAUUGGAAACCUAGUGGUCCUGAACCUAUUUCUGGCUUUAUUAUUGAGCUCAUUUAGCUCAGACAAUCUUACAGCAAUUGAGGAAGACACAGAUGCAAACAACCUCCAGAUUGCAGUGGCCAGGAUUAAGAAGGGAAUAAAUUAUAUGAAACAAACCUUACGUGAGUUUAUUCUAAAAGCGUUUUCCAAAAAGCCAAAGAUCUCCAAGGACAUAAGACAAACAGAAGAUAUAAAUGGUAAAAAAGAAAACUACAUUUCUAAUCGCACACUUGCUGAGAUGAGCAAAGAUCUCAAUUUCCACAAAGAUAAAGAUAAGACCAGUGGUUUUGGAAGCAACAUGGACAAAUACCGGAUGGAAGAAAGUGACUGUCAAUCAUUUAUCCAUAACCCCAGCCUCACAGUGACAGUGCCAAUUGCACCGGGGGAGUCUGAUUUGGAAAAUAUGAAUACCGAAGAACUUAGCAGUGAUUCAGAUACUGAAUACAGCAAAGGGAGAUCGAACCCAUGGAGUUCUUCUGAAUGCAGCACAGUUGAUAACCCAGUGCCGGGAGAAGGAGAAGAAGCAGAGGCUGAACCCAUAAAUCCAGAUGAGCCAGAGGCCUGUUUCACAGAUGGUUGUGUACAGAGGUUCCCAUGCUGCCAAGUUAACAUAGAGUCAGGGAAAGGGAAAAUCUGGUGGAACAUAAGGAAAACCUGCUACAAGAUAGUUGAACACAACUGGUUUGAAAGCUUCAUUGUUCUCAUGAUCCUGCUCAGCAGUGGUGCUCUGGCCUUUGAAGAUAUAUAUAUUGAAAGGAAAAAGACCAUUAAAAUUAUUCUGGAGUAUGCUGACAAGAUAUUCACUUAUGUCUUCAUUCUGGAAAUGCUUCUAAAAUGGGUAGCAUAUGGUUACAAAACUUAUUUCACCAAUGCCUGGUGUUGGCUGGAUUUCUUAAUUGUCGAUGUUUCUUUGGUUACUUUAGUAGCAAACACUCUUGGCUACUCAGAUCUUGGUCCCAUUAAAUCCCUCCGGACACUGAGGGCCUUAAGACCCUUAAGAGCCUUAUCCAGAUUUGAAGGAAUGAAGGUGGUUGUGAAUGCACUCAUUGGAGCAAUUCCUUCCAUCAUGAAUGUGCUACUUGUGUGUCUUAUAUUCUGGCUAAUAUUUAGCAUCAUGGGAGUAAAUUUGUUUGCUGGCAAGUUCUAUGAGUGUGUGAACACCACAGAUGGGUCACGGCUUCUUCCAAGUCAAGUUCAAAAUCGUUCCGAGUGUUUUGCCCUUAUGAACGUGAGUCAAAAUGUGCGAUGGAAGAACCUGAAAGUGAACUUUGAUAACGUUGGACUGGGUUACCUGUCUCUGCUGCAAGUUGCAACAUUUAAGGGAUGGAUGGAUAUCAUGUACGCAGCCGUUGAUUCUGUUAAUGUAGACAAGCAGCCCAAGUAUGAAUACAGCCUCUACAUGUACAUUUACUUUGUCAUCUUUAUCAUCUUUGGGUCAUUCUUCACUUUGAACCUGUUCAUUGGCGUCAUCAUAGAUAAUUUCAACCAACAGAAAAAGAAGCUUGGAGGUCAAGACAUAUUUAUGACAGAAGAACAGAAGAAAUACUAUAAUGCAAUGAAAAAGCUUGGAUCCAAGAAACCACAAAAGCCAAUUCCUCGGCCAGGGAACAAAUUCCAAGGAUGUAUAUUUGACCUAGUAACAAACCAAGCUUUCGAUAUCACCAUCAUGGUUCUUAUCUGCCUUAACAUGGUAACCAUGAUGGUAGAAAAAGAGGGCCAGAGUGAAUAUAUGGAUUACAUUUUAUACUGGAUAAAUGUGGUUUUUAUUAUCCUUUUCACUGGAGAAUGUGUGCUGAAACUGAUCUCCCUCAGACACUAUUACUUCACUGUAGGAUGGAACAUUUUUGAUUUUGUGGUUGUGAUUCUCUCCAUUGUAGGUAUGUUUCUGGCUGAGCUUAUAGAAAAAUAUUUUGUGUCCCCUACCCUGUUCCGAGUGAUCCGUCUUGCCAGGAUUGGCCGAAUCCUGCGUCUAAUCAAAGGAGCAAAGGGGAUCCGCACGCUGCUCUUUGCUUUGAUGAUGUCCCUCCCUGCUUUGUUUAACAUCGGCCUUCUGCUCUUCCUGGUCAUGUUCAUCUAUGCCAUCUUUGGAAUGUCCAACUUUGCUUAUGUUAAAAAGGAAGCUGGUAUUAAUGACAUGUUCAACUUUGAGACAUUUGGCAAUAGCAUGAUCUGCCUGUUCCAGAUUACCACCUCUGCUGGCUGGGAUGGAUUGUUGGCACCUAUUCUCAACAGUGCACCACCAGACUGUGAUCCAAAAAAAGUUCAUCCUGGAAGUUCAGUUGAAGGAGACUGUGGUAGCCCCUCUGUUGGAAUAUUCUAUUUUGUCAGUUAUAUAAUCAUAUCAUUCCUGGUUGUGGUGAACAUGUACAUCGCUGUCAUCCUGGAGAACUUCAGUGUUGCCACUGAAGAAAGUACUGAGCCCCUGAGUGAGGAUGACUUUGAGAUGUUUUAUGAGGUUUGGGAGAAAUUUGAUCCAGAUGCAACCCAGUUUAUAGAAUACAGCAAACUCUCUGACUUUGCGGCUGCCCUGGAUCCUCCGCUUCUCAUAGCAAAACCAAACAAAGUCCAGCUCAUUGCCAUGGAUCUGCCCAUGGUCAGUGGUGACCGGAUCCACUGCCUUGACAUCUUAUUUGCUUUUACAAAGCGUGUUCUGGGUGAAGGCGGAGAGAUGGAUUCUCUUCGUUCACAAAUGGAAGAAAGGUUCAUGUCCGCAAAUCCUUCUAAAGUGUCUUAUGAACCCAUUACGACUACACUCAAACGAAAACAAGAGGAUGUAUCUGCUACUGUCAUUCAGCGUGCUUACAGACGCUACCGCUUACGGCAAAAUGUCAAAAACAUAUCAAGCAUAUAUAUAAAAGAUGGAGACAAAGAUGAUGAUUUGCCCAAUAAAGGAGAUAUGGUUUUUGAUAAUGACUCAAGUCUAGAAAAAACAGAUGUGACCCCAUCUACCAUCUCUCCACCUUCAUAUGAUAGUGUAACAAAGCCAGACAAAGAGAAAUAUGAAAAAGACAAAACAGAAAAGGAACACCAAGGGAAAGAUGGCAAAGAAAGCAAAAAAUAGAGCUUCAUUUCUGAUGUAUUGUUUACAGCCUGUGAAGGUGAUCUAUUUGUGUUAAUAAGACUCUUUUAAGGAGGUCUAUGCCAAACUUUUUACCAAAAUAUUUCAAAGUCAGAGCAGUUACUAGUUCUGAUUCCCUAAGAUAGGUGGGCAGCACUGGAAGAUGGCUAUUUUUGCAUUGGUAAAUGAUACUGUGAGAAUUGUAAGUUACUCUUUAGGGAUUAUUGAUUACAGCAAACAAAAGCGAUAUAAUUUUUUUUUUUUUAUUUUAAUAAAUCAGAAGACCAUGUAGAAAAUUUUCACAUCUGCCUUGUCAUCCUUUCACAGGAUUGUAAUCAUUCAUUUUUUUCCCAUGUAAAUACAAACAUCCACACAUGCAAACACACUUGCACAUACAUAUAACUAGGGAAAUAUUUGUUAUAUGGAAAUCAUCAGAAGUAUUUUGCCUUGGCUUUUGCAAUGAAAUGCCCUGAUAGAAGUGAUGGACAUUAGUGAUGAAUGUUUAGUUAAAGUAUCUUAUUAUUAGGGAGCAAUAGUCAUUUAUCUAUGUACAGAGGUCAUUCUAUAUUUUUGAGGUGCUUAAAUUUAUUCUGCAUUGCAUCAAAACCAAUUUAUAUGUGCCUAUAAAACGCCAUGGGUUUAAAAACAUAUGUAUGCUAUUCAUUGGACAAAUACUUUUGACUCAUCUUGACUCAUAUACCAACCAAGUAAAGAUACUUAGAGUAUUGUGCUUAAUAUCCUGUCUCUUUUAUAUUCCUCUUUGUCCAUACAAUAACCACAAAAUAUGAAAAAUUAUUCUAAGUACACAUCACAUUUCUCAAAAGAAAAAAAAUUAAGAUAAUUGAGAAAAGAAAGCUUUAUUUACUAUUCUUUAUGCAAUCCAACACUGGACUGUGCUGCCCAAAAACACCAGUAAUGACCUAAUUCUUAAUCUUUUCUGUCACAUUUUUCUAUUUGCUCAUGCAGUAUUGUUUAGUCAUCUUUUAGCACUAAGCAGAGUUGAUGUUUCCCUUCAAUGAAGUGCUUCCUGAUGAGCAAAAUAGCUAUGUGAUACCAUGGUGCAUGUUUGAGCAGAUACUGACUUGGGCACAGUAUCCACUGUAUACGAUCUGAAAUGUGUUUGGCAAGCUUUCGAGUCAUAAUAUAUGGCAGGCUUUCAACACAGACUUACAUGUAGUAUGAAUGAAAGAGCUUUCAACUGGGAUUCUUGCCAACUUGCUUUCUUGCCACUAACUUGCUUUCCUACUUUGUUCAAGUAAUCCUUUUAGACCUCCAUUACUUCAUGUACAAAAUAAGGAUGUCACUUUCUCCUUUAAAUUCUAUAACUCUGAGGUAUAUUUUGCAUUAUCAGUAAAGUACCCUCAGCUUAUAGUUUACCAAGCACAUAUUAAUUUUUUCUUAAAUGUUGUCAUCUUCCCAAAGAUUGGAAAUCUAGUAAAAAAAAAAUCCUUGUUAAUAAUGAAAAGAAAUGGCCAUGAUGCAUAUUUUUCAUGACUUUAUUCCAGGAAUAUGAGAAUUUUUUUCUACAAAGUUAUUCAUGCACAGGAAAAACUGAGUUACAAAGUAGAAAGUAGUGUCACCUGGAAGUUUUUGUGGAAGUUUUUGAAGCAAAUAUAUAGAAUAUAUUUCAUUCAUUUGUUUUUAAAAUUUUAAAAAGUACAUAACUUCUAUUUCUAUGGUACGUACUUAAAACAUCUUGUUGUGGUGGUGAUGAAUUAAUGAUAAAGGAGAUUUAAACAUACCUGUAGAUGCUGUGGGAAACCCUGGUGGCAUAGUGGUUGAGAGUUUGUCUGCUAACCAAAAGGUGGACAGUUUGAAUUCACCAGGUUUUUAAUAAACACUAUGACUCGAAAUCAGCUUGAUGGCAACAGGUUUGGUUUGGUUUUGGUUAUAGAUGUGAAAGGAGCCCCAGUAGUACAGUGGUUAAAUGCUCAGCUGCUAACUGAAAGUCAGAGGUUCAAACUCAGUAGCUGCUCCAAGGGAGAAAAAAUAUGGCGCUCUGCUUCCAUAAAGAUUACAGCCUUGGAAACCCUAUUGGGCAGUUCUACUCUGUUUUAUGUGGUUUUUUUAUGAGUUGGAAUCGACUCCAGGGCAAUGGUUUUUUUUUUUUU